Molecule: messenger RNA, 1229 nt
Organism: Pieris brassicae (large cabbage white)
Lineage: Eukaryota; Metazoa; Arthropoda; Insecta; Lepidoptera; Pieridae
Exons: 4
Coding region: 187-939 (250 amino acids)
Source: RefSeq, a predicted model, not a curated record
UUUAUGCGCCGCUACCAGACAAUAGGUGGCAAUUCCAUAGUGUGCAAAUUAUUUCUGACACAGCGUUACCAUGCGCGCUGAAAAUAAAUCGAUAGAAAAUCACAUGCGCAUUUAGACUUCUUAAACAUUCAACGAAACUAUGUUUUCACUCUCACUAUCAUCGCUGUAGUGCUAUAAAUAAAACAAAUGUUUACCAGAACAAAGAAAUGUAACAAAAUUAUGAUUCGCUUAAAUAAUUUCUUGUAUGUAUUUAAUUUACGACAAGGCACAAUUUUGAUUGCCGUCCAUCAAAUCGCGCUAUCGUCGUUUUUGCUUAUAAUAUUAUUAGUUGGAAUAUCUCAUCUUGGAGAAAUGUUACAAUUGCUUGACAAUGAUAUGAAAGAUGACGAAGAGAGACGAGGAUUUUAUGGCGUGGGAUACGGCGACCAAGUCAUAUUCCACGAAAGUGAUGUAAUAAGUACAAAGAAUCAUGCAAGAUUUGUAAAAGCACAGCAUCUUGCAUCAGUAACCGUCGUUAUUUUGUAUACAAGUACAAUAUUAACGGCUAUUUACCUUAUGUGUUCAAUAUCUCUAUUAUACGGUGCCGUGAAAUAUAAGAGGGAAUACGUAUUACCAUGGAUAAUGGCAGCUUGCAUUGCAGUAGUAUUACUUAUUAACUUCAUCAUUGUCUUCGAUGGCUAUCCGUGCAUCAUAAAUCUAUUCGGCGGUCAUACUAUUUAUCAUUUCGGCUGCACGUUAUUCGUCCUAACAUUUAUCUACGCAAUUUGCGCAGUCAGUAGUUUUGCCCUCGAGACUGGUGGACGUUGUCAUGAAAGUAUCACCAACAACGACGAAAGAGGGGAAAGGUUGCUACUUUUGGAUCAUGCAGCUCAUUCCAGCUUACUCUCAGCGGCGCAAUUAAACAAACUUUCGCAUGGCACUAGGACACACUUUGUUUAAACCGCCUUUAAAGAGCUUUUAAAUGAAACUUCAGUUUUCGUCAAAAAUAUUUAAAAAACAAAUUAUCGUUAGUGUAGAUAUCUAGCAAUUAUUUUUUCGGUUGUGUCAUGCACAAGUAUGUCACCAGCUUUUCUGUGACUUUAUAUUAGCUGGUGUUAAAAUGUGAUCACUUAUUUUAAGAAGUGUUUUUUAAAUUAAAAAAAAUACAUAGAGUAAAAUUAUAUUUUUCGUAUAAAUACGUUCAGCUAUGUGUAAAUUAAGAAUAUGAUUUUGGUCUAAUUACUCCUCAU